This is a messenger RNA of Scutellospora calospora, 441 nucleotides long. NCBI's taxonomy places the organism in Eukaryota, Fungi, Glomeromycota, Glomeromycetes, Diversisporales, Gigasporaceae. The record is from the annotation of a GenBank genome assembly.
GCACCCUUAUUCUUCAAACAACUGCAAAAAAAGAAGAAAGAGACGUUGGACUUAAUUGGCAUAAAUUGUUUCAAACAAUUGUUUUCUUAGGUGCCAUUGCUGGAUUUACGAUUAUUAUUACUCAUAAAAAUAAUCUUGGAAAAGAUCAUUUCACAUCUGCUCAUGGAAAAGCUGGGUUGCUUACAUUUUCUUUUAUUCUAAUCCAAGCUAUUGCUGGCUCAACAUUGGUCAACUUUCCCGGUGUUGUCGGAGGUCCAGCAAAGGCAGUAAGAAUGUAUAAAUAUCAUAGAUUUUCUGGAUAUUUUUUAUUAACUUUAAUUUAUGUUACCGCCCUUGGAGGUACUCAAGUUGAUUGGACCAGAUCACAAUUUGAUCAUCUUUGGGUUUGGUUAUUAGCUACAGGUUUAGUAUUUAUUGGAAUUAUCGGUAGAACAAAAGCUA